CAAAGCACAGUUCGACGAUUAUACUAUUUUCGCAUCCGAUGUGUUAACAACACUACCGGUUUCUAUUCUCAGAAUUCGGUGUUAUUGUUUUUGUUGUAGAGAUGUGCACUGAUUUGGAUUUGAACGUCUUAGACUGGGAUUUCUUGCAAAAUUUAAAUUAUACAGACUUCGACAUGGAUAUUAUAGAUGGAAUAAUAAACGAAAUUCAAAAUCCCCAUCCUAAACCAAUGGAUCAGUGGGAAAACCAAGAAGUAUUAGACUUUAUCUUAAGGGAAAUUUCCAUGAAGUUCACAGAUGUGAACCACAACCACCUCGAACGUUUUCGAUGUAUAUCUGGCUUCAUUUUUAAAAAUUUGUCAGAAGAGAAUUGCAAGCUGUUAUCGAAUUCUCAAUACAUAGGGGAAAUGAUUUUCGAUGCAAAAGAAAAAUAUGUUCGAUGCCAUCCGACAGAAUGUUUUAUCGACGGCAAUAAUUACUUCCAUGAGGCCAACAAUGAAAACUCUUCAGUUUUCAGUAAUUUUAGUAAAGUACCUUCGACUAGUGAAAGUCUUGAUACUUUAUCAAGAUCCAGCAAGAAACCAGGGCGGCCUAGAUGCAAACCCUUUUCAGAUAAAAAUGGGAAGCGAUCAGAAAAACUUUGGGAAUUCCUACUGCAUCUGUUACGCGAUAAUAAAACCUGUCCACAACUCAUAAAGUGGGAAAAUUUUGAAGAAGGGACGUUCAAGUUCGUCCAAAGUAAUAAAGUUGCCCGUUUGUGGGGAAACAGAAAGAAAAAUGAAAAUAUGACGUACGAGAAAUUCAGUAGGGCCAUGAGAUACUACUACAAAAGUAAAGUACUAUUACCUGUUCCUGGAAAACGGCUCGUGUAUAAAUUUGGACCUCAAGCCAAAGGGUGGAAAAAUGUAAUUCCAAUCAGUUAAACAUUAAUAUUUACUCAAUUAUCUAUAGGUUUAUUUAAAUAUAGUUAAGCAUUAUCAGUGUUUUAUAAGUUUUACAUUGUAAGUUUUAUAAUAAAAAAUCUCAUGAA
Molecule: messenger RNA, 1027 nt
Organism: Zophobas morio
Lineage: Eukaryota; Metazoa; Arthropoda; Insecta; Coleoptera; Tenebrionidae
Product: ETS homologous factor-like
Exons: 6
Coding region: 102-920 (272 amino acids)
Biological process (GO): regulation of transcription by RNA polymerase II; cell differentiation
Cellular component (GO): nucleus
Molecular function (GO): sequence-specific DNA binding; DNA-binding transcription factor activity, RNA polymerase II-specific
Source: RefSeq, a predicted model, not a curated record